Aricia agestis (brown argus) is the source of this 987-nucleotide messenger RNA. RefSeq names its product radial spoke head 1 homolog (gene Rsph1). The record is from RefSeq and is a predicted model, not a curated record. Gene Ontology annotation, cellular component: motile cilium; nucleus. Gene Ontology annotation, biological process: axoneme assembly; spermatid development. NCBI's taxonomy places the organism in Eukaryota, Metazoa, Arthropoda, Insecta, Lepidoptera, Lycaenidae.
GUGAUUUAUUGGCUUUGCGCUACGGUUUGCUGUUAUAUUUCCUUUUAAAAAUAACUUGGUAGUGAAUUAUGUCAUAUGUAGACGAUCAGGGAGAAGGUGGAGAGGAUAAAGACACCAUCGGUACUUAUGUAGGCGCUCGCAACGAUAAAGGAGAGAGGCACGGGCGCGGCUGGGCUCUGCUGCCAAACGGCGACUUCUAUGAAGGUUGCUACUGCCAGGGCAUGAGAAACGGGAAAGGCUUGUACGUAUUCAAGAACGGAGCUAGAUACGAUGGCGAAUGGCGCCAAUCCCUGAAAUACGGCGUGGGGACAAUGAUAUACCCGGAUGGAUCGCGGUACGAAGGAGACUGGAGACACGAUAUGAAACACGGAUUCGGGGCCUAUUACUACCCCAAUGGUGAUAUCUACGAAGGCGCCUGGUUUAAGGGCAAACGGCACGGGAUGGGAACCUACUUUUAUGCUGAGAGCCAAGCAAAAUUCAUGGGUACCUGGGUCAAUGGAGUCAUAGAUGGCCCUGGACAAAUCAUUUACCCAAGAGUACGAUUCCACGGCUCAUGGCUGAAGGGAAAACCGAAGGGUCCAGGCUGUUUCGUUUUCGACUCGAAUUGUAUGCAGCACGGCUUCUAUACUUGGAUCAAAAAACCUGAUCUUGCUGGAGGUGAAGAGGAAAGUGAAAUAGGAAGUCUAAAAGAGGAUGUGGGCGAGGAAGAAAUUGAUAAGGAUGCAGAUAAAAUACCUGUAUGGAGAUCCCGGUCGGUAACUGCAUAUGUGUCAGAGCUCAUGCCACCCGAACCAGUUCCACUACCAGUGCAUGACUCCCUGGCCUCACUGGUGGCUGAGUCGGUUGAGGCUUGUGCAAGUAUCCAAUUCGACCAGCCAUCGAUCUCUUGGCUUCUACACCGACAAAAAUUCAUUGAAGAAGCUGAGAAGCAAGAUGUUGCAAAUGAUGUGUAGAAUCACUUUCAAUUUAGUGUUUGAAUUUACACAG